Messenger RNA from Megachile rotundata (alfalfa leafcutting bee), 2043 nucleotides. RefSeq lists its product as uncharacterized. Gene Ontology annotation, cellular component: plasma membrane. Gene Ontology annotation, molecular function: oxidoreductase activity; copper ion binding. Gene Ontology annotation, biological process: iron ion transport. Lineage: Eukaryota; Metazoa; Arthropoda; Insecta; Hymenoptera; Megachilidae. The record is from RefSeq and is a predicted model, not a curated record.
AUGAACUGCAACCAAGACGCACUUUUAUCUUCUCUGCUCAUUCUUGCUGUUAUAGUUAAAUGUGGAUCAUGUGAGCAAACUCCAGUCGUUGGAUAUGUUCCUGGAGUUAGUGGCAUGUCUACUGUAAAUGUGAAAAAUUGUGAGAUACCUGAAACCUUGACGGAUGUACCUCUAUCAAAUGCCCUCGAGUGUAAUCGUCCCUGUCAUGUUGGGCAGAAACCAAAAACUUGUUAUUACAAAUUCGUGCUUGAACGUUAUCCCGUCAGCGGGCAAGCAUGCAAUUUCUGUACCCCUAAUGUCACAAAUACAUUGUGUCCCAAUUGUCAAUGCAUAACUAGCGACGGAGUGGAGCGUAUGGCUUUAGUUGUGAACCGAAUGCUACCAGGACCGAGUAUACAAGUUUGUCUAAAUGAUCGUGUGGUGGUCGACGUUUUGAACAAAAUUCCAGAAGAUGGAGUGACGAUUCAUUGGCAUGGGGUGUAUCAGAAUGGAUCUCAAUAUUAUGAUGGUGUACCUGCAUUAACCCAAUGCCCUAUUACGUCUGGCACAACUUUUAGAUAUCAGUUUCCCGCGAAGAAUGCUGGCACCCACUUCUGGCAUGCUCAUACGGGAUUAAACAAGAUGGACGGCGUUUUCGGUAGCCUUGUUAUAAGAGAUCCAAUAGAACAAGAUCCUUAUUCGAAUCAAUAUGAUUUUGAUUUAGCAAAUCACGUGAUAGUCAUUAGUGACUGGUUUCACGAAGAAUCGUCAGAAAGAUUCCCAGGCCGCAAUAAUAUAAGUGGUGUAACUGGUCAAACUCCUGAUACGUUUCUGAUCAAUGGAAAAGGAAAAUACUUGACCGUCAAUAAUGACACAGGGAAGGGAGCUUUCGAAGUAAUAACUGUAGAAGCCAAUAAACGUUAUCGUUUCCGUUUGGUCAAUGCGUUUUGUGCCAACUGUGCUGGCCAAUUGAUGAUUGAAGGCCACAACUUGACCGCUAUCGCGACGGAUGGACAAUAUAUUGAACCCGUCGCUGUGGAUGCUAUUGUCUCAUUAGCAGGCGAACGAUAUGAUUUUAUCAUAAAUACUAAUCAAGAGCCUGGUACUUAUUGGAUACAACUUCGUGGAUUAACUGAAUGUACAACACCAAAUAUUCAUCAGUUAGCCUUAUUGCAGUAUGUAAAUGCAUCUACAGAACCAAAAACUCCACAGCCUUCUUACGGUGAAAUCCCUUCGAAUGUAAUUUUAAAUCCAGUGGACAUUCCCUGCAACAAAACGAAUUCGCAUGUGAUAUGUAUAAGCAACUUAACGCAUGCCUCGGAUAUUGAAUCUGACGUUGGGCAAGGCGAAGCAGAUUUAAAGUUUUACAUGCCUAUUGACUUUCGUGCGCCCUCACCCGACACCUUUUAUCAGCCUAACACGUACGAAGAUUUUUUGAUUCCAACGCCAGAUAUCAUUGUUUUGGGAAUUAUGGACAACAUUCAAUUUGUUUUCCCACCAUCACCACCACUGUCACAGUAUGAAGAUCUACCUCCGAAUCAGUUUUGCGAUUCUGAAAAUUUGCCAGAUGAUUGCAGCGGCAAUUGUAGUUGCACGCACGUGUUGAAAAUACCGUUGGACGCUGUAGUGGAAGUGAUAUUAAUUGACGUAUCCGGUAUACCAGAGCUGUUUCAUCCUUUCCAUUUGCAUGGUUAUGCAUUUCGUGUCCUAAGUAUGGGCCAACCAUUAGGUCCUCCCACAAAUGAAAGUUUAAUAAGUCUAGAUUACGUGAAGGAGCUGGAUAGUGAGACUAAUUUAAACAGAAAUUUUGAUAAUCCUCCAGGAAAAGAUACAAUUGUUCUUCCAAAUAACGGAUACGCGGUAAUCAGAUUCCGUGCGAAUAACCCAGGGUUUUGGUUGUUCCACUGCCAUUUUAUUUUUCAUCAAGAUGCCGGCAUGGAGCUCGUUUUUCAAGUUGGGCACCAAAGUGAUGUACCACCGGUGCCAAAGAAUUUUCCACGAUGUGGCAAUUUUAUGCCGAAUAUUAAACGUGUAAAUCAAAAUUGUGACGCAAAAUACAAUUGA